Molecule: messenger RNA, 408 nt
Organism: Triticum turgidum subsp. durum (durum wheat)
Lineage: Eukaryota; Viridiplantae; Streptophyta; Magnoliopsida; Poales; Poaceae
Source: the annotation of a GenBank genome assembly
AUGCCCUCCUCUACCCAACACAACACCAGCUCGACGCCUCGACCUCGCUCCCGCACCGCCAUGAGCUACCUCCUCUCCUACAUCUCCAAGAUGCUCUGCAUCAGGACGCCGUCCUCGUCGGAGGAGGCGGCGGCGAAGCGUCCGGCGGCCGGCGAGGAGUGCUGCGUCUGCCUCUCGAGGAUCCGCGCCGGCGAGGCCACGCGGCGGCUGCCCUGCGAGCACGCCUUCCACCGGGACUGCGUCGACCGGUGGCUCGCGCUCUGCAAGCGGACCUGCCCGCUCUGCCGGGUGUACGUCGCCGACGGCAACGGCGGCGGAAGGCAGGCCGCGGCCAAGCACGCCGGCGAGGGCGCCCUGGCCGACGACCUCGUCAUCUGGUUCUCCACCAUGCUCGUCCCAGGGUUCUGA